This is a messenger RNA of Drosophila innubila, 1401 nucleotides long. RefSeq lists its product as uncharacterized. The transcript is spliced from 2 exons. Lineage: Eukaryota; Metazoa; Arthropoda; Insecta; Diptera; Drosophilidae. Bases 1 to 1401 code for a protein of 466 amino acids. The record is from RefSeq and is a predicted model, not a curated record.
AUGUCAGGAUCAACGUAUCUUUCGGGCUUUGUGCUACUUUGCACCCUGCUGCAAGUUGCUGUAAGUCAACCUUACCAGACGCCACACCGCUGCUCGAAUCGUCUGGAAAACGCACUGGAGCACAUGCGACGUCGCAGCGUACAAACCAAGAGCUCCUCCGGUGUCCGCUCGCGUUCCAUGUGGGAGCAACCCCAACAAACGCCCUAUCAGCUGUAUCACAGUUUCUACGGGCAGCAUAGUGAGCCCGAGGAUGAUUUCUACAAUGUGGGCAGCAGCUCAAACUACGGACGUGGUUACUAUGCCAAGCGCAUAAGACGGAACGGACGUCCUUAUGCCUUUGGCGACACGCCGGACAGUGGAAGUGGCAGCAGUGCCAGUGCUCUGGAACUGGAAGAUCUGCUCUUAACACACCAGCAGCAACAACAACAGCAAUAUCAACAUCGACAGCCACACAAACUGGCCAUAUCCCGUGUGGAGGUCGAGGAUCUUAAGGUGCGAGUACCGCCGGCAAAGUCCGCCUCCCGCUGGGUAGAGAUCGACAAGUGCAAAUUCAGCACUGAGAACUCCACCUUGGACACACGUUUAAUUUUUCCGGACUUAACGCUUAGUGGCAAGGUGGUGCUCCAACCCACGGGCGGACGCUGUAACAUGAUCCUGCGUAUGAGGCAUGCAGGAAUCGAGUUUCGUACUGUGCCCUUGGGUCCGACUUCGUCGUCGCCCUCGUACGAGCAAUCCCGAAGAUUGGGCGCCGCCUCCGUUCGCACGGAUUCGCACUUUGCGGAGCCCGGCUUCAUAUCCGUCUUUGCACACGGUUGUCAAGGACCAACUGGCAUUCGAUUGCGCCAGAAUUCAAAGCGACGCUUUGGUUACGGCGAAGGUCCAACGCCUCAGGUGGAGCUGGGUGAACCGCAUGUCAUUUUGGGUACAGCUGACAAGUACCAAAAGCCGGCGUACGAUAUCCGGCUACAGCAUACGACCCAAAGAGAUCAGAGCCUGAACCUUGAGAGCAAUGAGAGAUUUGGGGAUUCCAGCGAAUUCUUUGAUGUGAAUGGUGACAAUUUCUACCGACGCCGUCAGUUGGGAAAACGACGUCGUCGGCGGCGUCGAAACGCAUUGCCCACGGAUUACUCGGAUGAGGUGCGUUUCAAUGAGGAUAUAUUGCAUUUUCAGGAUGAGCAACUGCAGCAGCUUGUCCAGCCGGAUGCGCGUGCUUUUGCCGAUAUUUUCGGUGGCAACAGCAAUCAUGAGGAGCUAGUGGGUGAUGCCAUGUCCAAUGAGCUGGAGAAGCUCUUCUCCAUGGGCGUGCGAGGAUUGCUUACAACCUACAUGCAGCGAGCCCUUCAGCCGGCGAUCAAGGAGACACUCAUGGAGAAUAUGGGCUAUACGCUAAGCUAUGGCUGA